UAUGAGUCACGGCGUGAGAGCAAAACGCCAUAUAAUCAAAUAGUGACGACAUUAUAUGUACAUAUAAUUAUCUUUGUAUACUAGAAGAUAAGAAGUGUUGUAUUUAUUUAGUGUACGCGUCUAGGUUUCUUUAAGAUGAGUCACACAAGUAUCCACUCGUUUUUCAGUAUCGUAAUAUUAUUCUUGUAAACUAUUGUUAUUCACGUUGUUUGUGGAGUAGUGCGAGUUAGUCAUUUGCAUUUCGCGCUGUACACGUUGUGCUAAUUUUCUAAAACAGGGGACACUAACUAUACCUACAUAUAUAAUAUGGAGCUUCAAAACCAGUGAUUACUUAAGUAACUGAGUGACUGGACAGUAGUGGACAGUAUGGCAGUAGUCUGCACUUAAUCCGAUAGUUCGAUAUAUGUAAAAUUUCUGCGGCCUUGGGUAUACAAAUUAUUUAAGGAUGACUCGAUCAAACCUAGUUGUGAUGGAUCAGUAAAGAAUGAAUUCUUGGAACGUUACAUUUUUACUCUCUUUCCUUUAACAUUGCUCCGAUAGACGGGCACGGAAUCAGCACAAUAUCGACUUUGACAGGUGCUAGUUGUCAUUUUUUGCUCGUCUAAUUGGAGGUUAUAGCAUCAUGUUUGCAACGCUGAAAAAUAAAAUACGAGAGGAAAUAGGGAGUGACGUGUCAACUGUCGUUAGAAAUGCCGGCAAUGUGCGCGGCAUUAACUCGAGGCAUAUGUCUCAGACGGGAUCCACGAGUAGCAUCAGUGGAUCUCAAAUUUCAUUAGAUGGUUCGCGUGAGGAAAAUAUAGCUUCACCUUUACCACCUGUUUCUUUGGAAAAAGAUACCAGUUUUGAUCUUAAAUUAAAUGAUAAUAUGCAACUUUCUGCUAAAGAUAUUAAAAAACUUGAAAAUAGAGAAGAUGAAUGGCGGAAAAGAUUGGCGAAAAAGGAGGCUGAAUUAAUGAAACGAAUGGAAAAGAAAGAAGAGGAUUGGAAAGUAAGAUUCUUGGAAAAAGAGAAAGAGUGGAAAAGAGUAGUUGAAAAACAAGAAAAAGAGAAGAAUAAGAUAGAAGAGGAAUUAAGACAUGUAGAAAGUUCAAAACGUUCAUUGGAAUUGGCUCUUAAAGAUGCAGAAGAAUACAAGAAAAAAUUAUAUAGUUUUCAAGAAGAUGCGGAACAACUAGAAGGUUUCCAAACUCAAGAAAUGGCAAAAAUAAAACACCUAUUACUGGCAAAAGAACAGGAAGUAGAAGAAAAAUCACAUCAUUUAAAAGCAGCCACUGCAGAAAUUGAUAGUUUAAAAAGUGAAGUCUCUCGUCUUAGAAGAUACGAAGAUGAAUUGAACAAUGUACAGGAUGAAAUGGAGACACUACGUCAUUCUACCCAGCGUGAGAGAGCUCAGCUAUCCUGUCAACUGGCACAAACCGAAGAAGAAGUACGUCACCUAAAGGAUAAGGUUUUUGUGUUAGAACAAAGAGUCGCAUUAGAGAGUAAUGAUCAAGUGACAGUGGAUGAAAGAAUAGCUGAUCUUAUGAGAGAAAGAGCACUGUUAGAAAGAAAGUUAGAAGAAGCUCAUCUUCAUUUAUCCGAUAUAAAGACUAGUUGGUCAGGAAAAAUAUCUAGCUUGGAGACACAAGUUGGAAGACUUAGUAGACAGGCUGGUGAAGAAGGUUUGGAAAGGAGACGAGUCGAAGAAGAAAGUGAAAGACUGAAGCAAAGGAUUAAGCAGCUAGAAGCUGAAAUAGAGGUGAACAAUGUUGUCAUGGCGACGAAAGACGCCAAGCUUUUGCGCAUGGCAGAGGACAUCGACGAGAUGGCCACGGAACUAAAAGAGCUCCGGGCCAGCGUCGAUGAUGAGGUGGACGAAUUUAAACGACAAAUUGAAUCAUCGUCAAAGCAAAUAACCCGGCUGAAACAAGAUCUAGAAGAAGCAACAGCAAAACUUUCAACUGCUACUUCAGAAUUAGCCCAUGUUCGUCUGACUCUAGAAGGUGAACGGAUGAAUAAUUCUUCCUUACAUUUAGAAGUAGCGCGUCUACGGGAAGAUCUGGAAUCUGAAAGAACAGCAUCAGCAACAUUAAAAGUGUGCCUAGAAAAGGAAAAAAAUGAAAAAGACACUGCAUUAUUGAGAAACGCUCAAGUCUCCCAAGACAUAGAAAUGGUAAAGCAAGAGAAUCGACAGCAGGAAGUCGAAAAUAUUGAGUUACAAAAUAGAAUAGAAACCUUAGAGCACAAUUUACUAAGUAAAAGUAAAGAAGUAGAACAAGCAAUGACGACGCUAGAAGAAACUAAAAAGAAAAUGUUGGAAUUGGAGGAAGUAGAACAAAAUAGGAAAAAGAUAGAGAGAAAUGAAAAACUACUUAAAAGUAGCUUAAUGGACCUAGAGGAGCAAUUAAAUGAAAAGACUAAGACAAUCAAAGUCUUACAGCAGCGACUAACCGAUAUGAAAAAGACCCUUCAACGAGAGUUGAGAGUUCCAUCUUCAUCAUUGGAUAGCGAUGUUGAACCUUCUGCAGCAAUUCUCAAGCCCAGUUCGUCGAAAACGGUCACUGCCAGGCACAAUAGCACAAGAGACGACGAUGUUAACUUUAAAUACCUUAAACACGUUCUCAUAAAGUUCCUAACAAGUAGGGAAUACGAGGCUCUUCAUUUAACAAGAGCAGUAGCUACUCUUUUGCAUUUUUCACCCGAAGAAGAGCGGUUGUUGCAAGAAACUUUGGAGUGGAAAAUGUCAUGGUUUGGUACACGGCCUAAUUUAGGUUUUGGACAAACUGCCAAAGCUAUACCGCCUAGCUGAUAGCUGAAACAAAUUUCUCUUUCUAUAGAUAUCAUAAAAGUGGCCACAGAUUCGUGGGUAAAAUCAAAAAAUUGGAUCGCGUCGAUGAUCGGUCGCAAAUGAUUAUAAAUACUUGAGAAAUUAGGGAG
Molecule: messenger RNA, 2916 nt
Organism: Bombus impatiens (common eastern bumble bee)
Lineage: Eukaryota; Metazoa; Arthropoda; Insecta; Hymenoptera; Apidae
Product: golgin subfamily A member 1
Exons: 8
Coding region: 623-2788 (721 amino acids)
Cellular component (GO): Golgi apparatus
Source: RefSeq, a predicted model, not a curated record